Desarmillaria tabescens is the source of this 2316-nucleotide messenger RNA. RefSeq names its product caspase domain-containing protein. The record is from RefSeq and is a predicted model, not a curated record. Gene Ontology annotation, biological process: proteolysis. Bases 1 to 2316 code for a protein of 771 amino acids. The transcript is spliced from 6 exons. NCBI's taxonomy places the organism in Eukaryota, Fungi, Basidiomycota, Agaricomycetes, Agaricales, Physalacriaceae. Gene Ontology annotation, molecular function: cysteine-type endopeptidase activity.
AUGGGCGACCUGAACAAUAAUAAUACCUCGGCGGAUUACUCAAACGCGCCGGGUAGACAAACGGCGGGGUUUUCCUCUAAAGACACAAACUCACCUCUCGACAUCUUCGCAUUGAUCAUCGGUAUCAACGAAUACCAACAUUUUGAACACCUGAAGGGUGCAGUUCCCGACGCCAAUGCAAUCGCAGACUUGUUGCGCAAGGACUUGAAGGUUCCUACUGAGCGCAUCAAACUGCUCACCGACGAAUAUGCGACAGGAUCAGCUAUCCUGGAAGAAUUGAGGGCCUUCAAGGACAACAAACAGAUCGUCAAGGACAAGACUGCAAUCUUGAUAUACUUUGCGGGGCACGGCAGCAGGGUUAAGGCGCCCAACAAUUGGCCAGGCUGGAAGACCGACGACGGCUACAUAGAGUUGCUGUGCCCUGUCGAUGGCGAGAAGGGAGUUCCUGAUUCGGCCUGUGGCGGCGAAUUAGUGAAGGGAGAAUGUAUUUCUGAUCAGAGGAUUAGUGACAUUCUCCGGAAGUUGUCGGAUGCAAAAGGGAAUAACAUUACAUUGAUAUGUGACUGCUGCCAUUCCGCAGGAUUGAACAGAGGAGAUGAUUCCGACUCGGACGAUUUGGACUCCAACGAGUCGGAUCCAAGCGAGCUAGUGCGCGGAGUGGACGAUAUCGAGAGUAAUCCUACCCAGUGCGACACUCAGCCCAUCUUACCUGAAUGCGGCAACGGUGAAACGAGAGAGGGAUACCCGAAUGUCAAAGUCCCGAGCCGCGAAGACUUUCGUGCAUCGUGGGACUCCCAUGUAUUUCUAGCAGCAUGCUUGUCAGAUCAGAAGGCGCGAGAGAUAUCAGAGGGAGGCAGAUUCACUACGGCCCUGCUGAAGGUUCUGAAAGGAGCAUAUCAAGGGCAUAUUCACACCCACCUGACAUACAGGGGGCUCACGGAUAAAAUCGUUGUUGAAAUGCAGAAAACGAAGACCAAACAGACUCCAUGCAUAUACGGGAAGCAUAUCCAUCGACGCAUAUUUAUGCGCUCCGGCCCAGAAACGAUGAUUCGCCCGAUGAUCCCUUGCAAAGCAGAAACGCUCACAGAUACCGGUCAUCGUAUGUUUUUGCUUCAUGCUGGGCACAGUGCCGGGCCUCUCCACAUCCACGAGAAGUCUAUAUACGCCAUCUACGACACCGAUUCACCAAUAAUGACGUCUUCACCAUUGACGACAGCGAAGGUCUUUUUUAAGGAGGAGAAGAUCAUGCUUGAAGAGAACCAGCCCUCAUCGCAAGACUACAACUACACUGGCAUACUGUAUGCACGAUUAUCGGAGUGUCCUGUCGACGACCUGCUCGUGUAUUACGAUCCGGAAAAGAUUGACCUCCUCUCACCAUCUAAUGUGCCCAGUUAUCCUUUCCACUACAUCGAUCGCCCAGAUGAGGCGGACAUUUGCUUGGAGGUCAGCGCUGGAGCCAGAAAUGAAGUUUCUAUUCGUCGAGGGAAUACGAACACGUAUUACAAGCAUUUCGUGACAAAGGGUGACUGCUUCGAUAAAAUGGAGGGAAAUCGUAUUUUCAGGCAGGCUGAACAAGAAGGCUUUCCUGACCACUUCUCAUACAAACCUCUCGCCAGUAACAUUGAUGAUAUCAGGCAGUUCAUCGAUGCCUAUACGCAUUUCAUCUACUAUUUGACAUCUGGGAGCCAAAAGAAAAUAGAAGAUUUCGUCUCCGUCGAAAUGCACGAACUCAAACGGCACCCAGAGAACCGUCUAGAAGUCGCCGGAGGUGAUAUUCUCUCCGUUCUCAACUCACAGGACUCCCAGACUCGGAGGGAGUUCGUCGAGGUUGCUGGGGAUCUCGACCCGUUUAAUGCCCGCGACAACAACAAUGCUCCACGAUAUGGGUUGACGAUCCGUAGGAAAUUCAUAUCCAACCCGGUUGGAGCACUAUACCCCCAUAUUUUCGUUUUCGAACCAUCCACCCUUGAAAUAGGCAAUGAGCGUAAUGUUGAGACGUGCCUUACCAAAGAGGGCGAUAAAAUUUCCUUCGGCCUUUCCACUGACAGCAGUGGCCCGGGCAUGGUAGAACCCUUCCUGUUCUGCCUGCCAGCAGGGCAGAAUGUGGACGUCACCUUCAUCAAGAUUUUCGUGACCACGGAAUCAGUAGACCUCCGAUGCAUUUCACAGCCUGCCUUGGGCACUGCCUUUGAAGAUGGUGCAGAUCGGCCCAUAGUGCGCGAUCGGCCUGCUGAUUCCAUUCAACCGGACCCAGUAUGGGCGUCAAUGACGAUUCCAGUGUUGAUUAAAAACGUCAGCAGGAAUGAUACUGCGUAA